Molecule: messenger RNA, 3508 nt
Organism: Musa acuminata AAA Group (dessert banana)
Lineage: Eukaryota; Viridiplantae; Streptophyta; Magnoliopsida; Zingiberales; Musaceae
Product: xyloglucan galactosyltransferase KATAMARI1 homolog
Exons: 2
Coding region: 1426-3156 (576 amino acids)
Molecular function (GO): glycosyltransferase activity
Source: RefSeq, a predicted model, not a curated record
GGUUUGGUGGGGAUGAGUGAGGGCUUAUUGUUGCCGUACAUAAGCAUGUACCUCAAGCUUCUAUGGAUCUUGUAAUACUGGGUGCUCGGUGAUCACAGAUCUGAUUGGUUAGUAAUGGUGAUGUCGUCCCCGAUGUGGAAUGUACAAGUUAGCCUAUUAAUAGCAUGACUGAACCAGUGUGGAUUGUUGAGGUACGCAAAACACCUUCUACUUUUAGAGUUUUGAGUUCCUAAUGGCUGGCCAAUCCUCGGUUUUGAGUAAACCGAGGAUUAGAGAAGAAGUAUCUCUGUCAGGUGACAUUUUUUUUGAAGUAAAAAGAACAAAUCUCUUUAAUUGGAUCUUUAAUGGGCUAGAAUUAGGAAUAACAAGGGGUAUAACGUCACGUACGUACGAUACGGGUAACUAUAGUUGUUGGCAGUACCAUUUGAGGAGCUUUGGCCUUUACCGUUCCAUAUGACUAGUUAAUUAAUUACCCACGUGGCAGCCUUGAUGUCAUAAAGCUUAUUCCAAAACGCACGAUGCGUGACGUGUCUAAAUAAAAAUGUAACUUGCGCCACGCAAUGUUGUGUACCCAUUCGGUUACCAUGUUGAAAUAAAGGGUUUGGCGGGGACCACCGGAAGCGACGGCACUAUUUGUUCCAGUGGAAAGACAGGUAGGUCUUCGGGUUUGGGGGUAUUUGGAACCCAGUGGACCCACUGCCGCGUGGCGGACGUGCCGCGUGUCAAUAGCGGAGCCCUUCGGUGACGGCGUCAAUUUUUUAGACCGCGGGGGUCCAUAUCGAACGAAAUUUUGGCGUUAAGCCUAGUGAGAACCGGAACGUGUCGCGAAACGUCCAGCGUGUCGGAGAGGCAACCGGCUAUCGACGGCGACGAACCGGGCCUUUUUCCCAUAAGAUGAGAGAUAUCGAGAGAGGGAGUUCAUGAGGUUGUCUCUCCCGAUAUCUCCCUGAUGCGAGUGGGCGAAAGGGAAGCUCCCCUCUCCUUGUCUCGGCGAAGAUCGCUCUGUGUGUCAUACUCCCCAUUUCUCUCUCUCUCUCUCUCUCUCUCCCCAUCGCUGAUCUCUUCUUCUUUCCUCUUCGAUCCGAUUGUAUGAUUCUUCCUACAUUUUGACCUCCAUCAAAAUUGUGUUCUCCAGAAUUUGUUUCCCUCUGUGUUGGCGUAAUUUGGGGGUUCAGAACUUUUAUUUGUCCUGCUGGGAAUCCCGGUCCGGGUUUUGGGUUUUUGCGAAUUAUGUACUUUUUUUAGGGUUCCGAGAUUGAUAGAUUGGCGUACCGCUGCGAAAGUUUUGAUUUUUAGUGGAGAUUAGUGGUCGAGGCCACUGUACACUGGUGGGUGAUAAUUCCCUGGUGGCGUUUCGAACUGGGGGGCGCACGGCAGAAGCGCUCAAACUGGAUCUGCUAUCGAUUUGAUUUGGGUCACAAUUCCAUGAGGCGGCGGUUGUCGGCUUCCGUUCAUCACGAGGGGAUGGAGAAGGCCAACGGCAAGCCUCGGCCUUCUCGGCUCUGCUUCUUGGCCACUCUAUCGGCCAUGUUCUGGAUCAUGAUCUUCUAUUUCCAUUUCACUGUUCUGAGCAGUAACUCUAUCAACAACCCUGAGCAAUCUGGUUCCUACUCCAUUCCUUCCAAAUCCCAACGGAUUUCGGAAGCAUACGAAGCUCUCGAACUGCCAAAAAUGAAGGUGCAGUCCCAAUUGAAGCCAUCAGACCAGCAAGCACCGGAAGUAUUUCCCUUCACCCGUGCCCUCCAGACCAUCGGUAACAAGAGCGAUCCCUGUGGCGGGAGGUACAUCUACGUUCAUGAUCUUCCCUCAUGGUUCAAUGCAGACAUGCUCAGAGAUUGCAGAAAGUUGAGCCUUUGGACCAACAUGUGCAAGUUCACAGGCAAUGCUGGCCUGGGGCCUCCGCUUGAGAAUGCCGAAGGAGUCUUCUCAAAUACAGGGUGGUAUGCAACAAAUCAGUUUGCGGUGGAUGUGAUCUUCAACAACCGGAUGAAGCAGUAUGAGUGCUUGACUAAAGAUUCCUCCAUUGCGGCUGCUAUCUUUGUGCCAUUCUAUGCUGGUUUUGACGUAGCUCGAUAUCUUUGGGGUUAUAACAUCUCAGUCAGGGAUUCUUCAUCUCUUGAGUUGGUUGAUUGGCUUAUGAAGAGGCCUGAGUGGAGUGUGAUGGGGGGGAGGGACCAUUUCUUGGUGGCAGGAAGGAUCACUUGGGACUUUAGGAGAUUGACGGAUUCUGAAUCAGACUGGGGAAACAAGCUUCUGUUCUUGCCAGCUGCGAAGAACAUGUCAAUGCUGGUUGUGGAGUCGAGCCCAUGGAAUGCUAAUGAUUUUGGCAUACCAUAUCCUACUUACUUUCACCCGGCAAAGGAUGCUGAAGUUUUCAUUUGGCAGGAUCGGAUGAGGGAGUUGAAGCGGAGGUAUCUCUGUUCAUUUGCAGGAGCACCACGCCCUGGUAAUCCGAAAUCAAUUAGAGGACAGAUCAUCGAUCAGUGUCAAAGGUCUAAGGUUUGCAAGUUGUUGGAGUGUGAUUUUGGAGAGAGCAAGUGUCAUUCUCCAAGCAGCAUAAUGCAAAUGUUCCAGAGCUCCUUGUUUUGCCUACAACCACAGGGAGAUUCGUAUACAAGGAGAUCAGCUUUUGACUCAAUGUUGGCUGGUUGCAUACCUGUUUUCUUCCAUCCUGGCUCUGCUUAUAUACAAUACACAUGGCACCUCCCGAGGAACUACUCGACAUACUCAGUAUUUAUCCCAGAGGAUGAUAUUCGAAAGAAAAAUGUUAGCAUUGAGGAGAGGUUAAAGCAAAUCCCUCCUGAUGUUGUGGAAAUAAUGAGAGAGACAGUUAUUAGCCUGAUACCUAAGCUGAUAUAUGCAGACCCUAGAUAUAAAUUGGAGACUCUUAAGGAUGCCUUUGAUGUGGCUGUACAGGCAGUAAUUGACAAAGUCACUAAGCUAAGAAGGGACAUAGUAGAAGGCCAUGAAGAUAAGGACUUCAUUGAAGAGAAUAGCUGGAAGUAUGCUUUGUUAGAGGAUGGCCAGCGGACGGUUGGUCCACAUGAGUGGGAUCCUUUCUUCUCUAAACCUAAGGAUGGUAAUGGGGAUUCUGGCACCACAUCUGCUGAAGCUGCUAAGAAUUCUUGGCAGAAUGAACAAAGGAGUCAAGUUUGACCUUCAUUCAAGCUUGAGUUGGAAGAUAAGGCUGGUUGCUAAGCUUCUUGAAGGCAAGCAAACUAUAUUUCAGAACUUUGAUCAUCCAUGUUGAGUAAAUUUGAUGAGCUUGUCUGCAGGUUGUGAGAAUACAUGCCUCUGAUAAUGGUAGUAUUUCAAAGAUAGGCUGCGGAUGUGGUUGUCCUACAUCUUAAGUUUUGUAGUUUUGGAUUUUGGCACAUUCUCAUGAGUAGUUCGUUGUAACUCUUCCAUUACAUGUUUACAAAGAUAGAAACAUUGUAAUUUUGUUCUUUUUAUUUUUUAAGGCCAAAUGAGUAAUACAAUAAAAAUGAAUCCUUGUUGCUGCUUUUCA